Molecule: messenger RNA, 1422 nt
Organism: Ipomoea triloba (trilobed morning glory)
Lineage: Eukaryota; Viridiplantae; Streptophyta; Magnoliopsida; Solanales; Convolvulaceae
Exons: 2
Coding region: 219-1253 (344 amino acids)
Biological process (GO): defense response
Source: RefSeq, a predicted model, not a curated record
UCAUUUUGUGAUAGGUAAUUAAGAUACCGUUUCAUUCAUUAUUAUUUGCGAUGGCCCGAGCAUAAUUUUGCACAAAGAAGAGAAGAAGAAGAAGAAAAAAGGGAAUAUAUCACAUCCCAUGCAUUCUCUUUCUCGCUUACCAGCGUUUCAGUCGUCGUCCUCUUAUCGGACGACGACGAUUGUCCUUUCUUCUUUCCGGCCACCUUUUCUCCGACAAAAUGUUUCCUCAAGCCUCAUACAAUAAGCUCCUAGAAAUCAACGUCAUCUCCGCCCACGAUCUCCCUCCGGUAUCCAAAACGCUCCGCACCUACGUCGUCGCAUGGCUCGAUUCCGCCCAUAAAUUAACCACGAAAAUCAAUCACAACGGCCACGUUAACCCUACCUGGAAUUACAGGCUCGCCUUCCCCUUCGACGAUCGGUUUCUCGAUUCCGACAAAUCCGCCGUCAAUUUCGAGAUCUAUAACGUCGCGUGGCUCCGUGACCUUCCGAUCGGCACCGCUACGCUUGCGUUGAACAGCUUCUUCCCGCCGCUUACCGCCAGAAAGCCGGCCGUGAGACACGCCGCCAUUCCGAUUCGGCGUCCGUCCACGGGAGAGAUACAAGGAACGCUGAACGUUACCGUCAAAUUGAUCCACGACAGUCCGCCGGAAACGGAAUCCGGCAGUCAAUUAAGCGUUUCCACCGUGAAUAAACGCGACGACGGCGAAACGUCAGGAGAAGAUGAGGAUAAAAUUGAUGGCGAUCAGAAUCCGGAGCUUGAAAUUAAAAGUGCGAAGAGCGUGAAAAUCGUGUCGGAAAAAGACGACGGUUCCCCUGGAGAUAUGAAACUGAGAAACUGUCCGUCUUUCAGCGCAUCGUACGUCUCCGGGAUGCGUCCCCUGCCGUCGGAAGUGGCGGCGGGUUUGAAGAAAGGGCUGUAUUAUUUUCCCCGCGAGGAAGAUGAGUACGGGAGUUCCAUAUUCGAGAACUGGUCCGUCCCUGAUGAAACCAAGAGCAAAUCUUCCAAGACUGUGUCCUGGCAGGUAGACCACAAGGGAAUCCCGAUGGCCGGAAAGGAUCACGGCAGCUCCGCCGCAUGGUCGUCUAACACGAAGAGAACGAAACUAUCAAAAAAUCACCGCCGGGGCCGCUCCGGUGGAGGAUUGAUGUCGUGUUUUGGAAAUGCUUUAGGGCUUCGAUUCCGGUUCAUUUGUGGGUCCAAUUCCAAGGAAGAGAAGAAGAAGAAGAAAAAAGAAGCCGGCCGCCAGUGUUGAUGAUUAAUUACUUGCUCCCCAUUGUUCCUUAAACCCAUCCUUUUUGUUGCCUGGGAAAAAUGCAUGCAGGUUACACAUGAUAUUUUUUCUUUAUAUUAUUUGCUGUUGUACAUCACAUCAUAUGUACAUUAUAUUGGUUCCAAGUGAAAUUUCUUUUUCUUCUUUCACA